AUGUAUUUCAUUCUAACCGCCAAAAGUCUACUGUGGGUGACGUUGAGUGUGGUGUCCACCAUUACUCUAUUCACGGCCAUUUACUCGCCGAAAUGGCUCGUCGGACCUACUGAUUACAACUGUAUAUCCAGUAAAUCGCUAUCCACUGAAACGAACAACACCUUGGAUUCACCGUACUACGAAGUGCGCUGCCGUCCGUCCGUUGGCAUUUACUACCGGUGUAAGAAAAUCAAUGGCCACCAGCACUGCGGUUCGUUCGCCGUCGAAGGACUAGCCACGGAUUCGUUGAUGUUCCCGUUCGUGUGGAAGAUCGGCUUAGUGUUGAUGUCUGCUGGCGUUUUCGUCAGUUUUUUAAUGUCCGCCAUGGCCGUGGGCAGCUUUUGCAAGCAAUCGAUAAGGAAGAAAAGCGUGUUCGGGAUAGCUGGUUCUGGGCAAGGACUAGCUGUUUUACUCUAUCUGAUUGGAGUAAUUUGUUUCGCCGCUGGUUGGGGUUCGGAACGCGUAGUGGUGCUGUGUGGAACUCAAUCCGUGCCUUUUGUCUCUGCGGAUUGCACGAAUGGAUCAGGUUUGUACACUGCAGCUUUUGGUAUUGUUCUCACUUUCGCCACGGCCAUGUUGUCGGGGCCAGCUGACCGAGCAACGUCCAGCGACAAAGUAGCACUUCAACUCGAACAAGGAGAAAAUAUUGUCUUUUUACUAUAG
Macrosiphum euphorbiae (potato aphid) is the source of this 702-nucleotide messenger RNA. NCBI's taxonomy places the organism in Eukaryota, Metazoa, Arthropoda, Insecta, Hemiptera, Aphididae. The record is from the annotation of a GenBank genome assembly.